This is a messenger RNA of Protopterus annectens (West African lungfish), 447 nucleotides long. Its product is annotated as deoxyuridine 5'-triphosphate nucleotidohydrolase-like. Gene Ontology annotation, molecular function: magnesium ion binding; dUTP diphosphatase activity. Bases 1 to 447 code for a protein of 148 amino acids. The transcript has a single exon. Lineage: Eukaryota; Metazoa; Chordata; Ceratodontiformes; Protopteridae. The record is from RefSeq and is a predicted model, not a curated record. Gene Ontology annotation, biological process: dUTP catabolic process; dUMP biosynthetic process.
AUGACUAAAACAAUUACAUAUUGGGAAACUCAAGCAGGUGCAUUAGAUCCUACUAGAGCUACACCUGAGACUGCAGGAUUGAGUCUAUAUUCAAUGAAUGCUUGUAAAAUACUGCCAAGGACAGUUCAGCUGAUUGAGACUGGAACUGGAAUUCAAAUUCCAACAAAGCAUUUUAGUUGGAUAGUGCCUCAGUCAACACUUGCUUUGAAAGGUAUUCAGGUUGUAAAUGGAGUUAUUGAAGCAGGUUAUCAAGGGGAACUUAAAAUUAUUCUGUUAAAUACUUCAGAUGAAAAUGUUCAUGUACAGAAAAAGGAUAGGGUAGCCCAAAUAUUUAUUGUACCUGUGUUAGGCGGUACCAUCACCAGAGGGCAGUCAUCACCUGUUACCACCAUUGAGAGGAAGCAGAUAUCUAGUAUGCAUGAAAUCAAUUCAGGUGCAAAAAUAUGA